This is a messenger RNA of Paramuricea clavata, 1824 nucleotides long. The record is from the annotation of a GenBank genome assembly. NCBI's taxonomy places the organism in Eukaryota, Metazoa, Cnidaria, Anthozoa, Malacalcyonacea, Plexauridae.
AUGAGCGAGAUCUUUGCUGAAGCUGAAACAGAUGGAAUACUUCUAAUCGACGCAAGUAAUGCUUUCAACCAAAUGAAUCGCUCCGUGGCAAUGCAUAACAUCCAGAUUACUUGUAAUGAAAUCUCGCAGUAUCUUAUCAACACCUAUAGAAGUCCUUCUAGACUUUUUAUUUGUGGUGGAGGGGAAAUACUGUCUCAAGAAGGCACCACUCAAGGUGACCCUUUGGCCAUGCCUUGGUAUUCAAUCAAUACAUCAACCAUCAUACAAUCACUGAGACUCGCUAGCCCAGACGUCAAGCAAGUUUGGUUGGCUGAUGACUCAGCAGGGGGAGGAACGAUUGCAGCGCUUUAUAGUUGGUAUCGUUAUCUGUGUGAAGAAGGCUUGAAGUAUGGAUACCAUGUAAACGGUUCUAAGAGCUGGCUGAUUGUUAAAUCACAACUUCUGGCGUCAGAAGCAGAACGGGUGUUUGGAAGCGAGGUGAAAAUAACAACUGAAGGAAGGCGACAUCUGGGCGCAGUUAUUGGUUCUACAAAUUACAAAGAAGAGUACUGCAACGAAAAGGUCAACAGUUGGAGAGAAGAAAUCGAAGCACUAAGUGAUAUUGCAAAAAGUCAACCUCAUUCAGCCUAUGUUGCUUUCACAAAGGGCUUCAAAUCGAAGUUUAGAUAUUUUAUGCGAACGAUAAGCUCCUUUGAAGAUUAUAUUAACCCUAUCGAGGAAGCCAUAAGUGAGUUGUUUCUCCCAGCCUUGUUCGGCCAAGAAGAGCCCCUGCCUGAUGAAUUGCACGAAGUUAUCACACUGUCCCCUGCACAAGGAGGUUUAGGGAUACCUGCAUUAAGUGAAGAAGCGCCACAACAGUACGCAGCAUCGACGUCAAUAACACGUCCACAUGUGGAGGCAAUAUUAUCGCAAUGCACUUCCAUGCCAGAGAUCACUAACGAGAUAAAAAACGAACAGCAGUCAAUCAAGAGGGCAAAUGCCAAUGCAAAAAGAGAACGUAUCGACGAGUCUCUCCCAGCCGAUCUCCUACUUUUUGUUAAACAAGCGCGGGAUAAAGGAGCAAGCUCAUGGUUAAAUGCUAUACCGGUUGAAGAACAAGGUUUGACCCUCAACAAAGAAGAAUUUAAGGAUUCGAUAAGAAUGCGGUAUGGCAUGCCAUUGCCUGACUUGCCAAGUCAUUGCGUUUGUGGGUCUGCAUUUUCCGUCAACCACGCAUUAUCGUGUAAAAGAGGAGGUUUUGUGGUCCGAAGGCAUGACGGUGUUCGUGAUUUACUGACCACGCUGCUCAGCAGAGUAUGCAACAACGUGGAAGCCGAACCGAAAAUCAUGCCAUUGGACAAUGAACAAUUCCGUUUACAGUCCACCAACAGAAGCCCGGAUGCGCGAUUUGAUAUCAAAGCUGGCGAGUUUUGGGCAAGAGGAGUUACAUCAUUUUUUGACGUCCGUGUAUCGCAUGUAAACUCCCAAUGUCAUCAAAACAAAGCCACAUCUGAUAUCUUUAAGGAACAAGAAGCCGAGAAGAAAAGAAAGUACCAACAGAGAAUCUUAGACGUGGAAAUGGGAACAUUUACGCCUUUAGUCUUUGGAACGAAUGGAGGAGUUGGAGACGAAUGCCAGAAAUUCUUAAAGCAUCUUGCCGAGAAAUUGUCGAGGAAAAACGGAGAAGAUUACGCAACAGUUAUUACCUGGAUCAGAACAAGAUUGUCUUUCGAAAUAUUGAAAUCCGUGCAUUUGUGCACGAGAGGAUCCAGAUCGCCAUUUCGUGCGAAAGAUGAACAUAUAGACGAGUUCAAAUUAAACUCUGUUACAGCAGAGGUUUUUUAA